This is a messenger RNA of Nannizzia gypsea CBS 118893, 1602 nucleotides long. RefSeq names its product U4/U6 small nuclear ribonucleoprotein Prp4. Gene Ontology annotation, cellular component: U4/U6 x U5 tri-snRNP complex. The record is from RefSeq and is a predicted model, not a curated record. NCBI's taxonomy places the organism in Eukaryota, Fungi, Ascomycota, Eurotiomycetes, Onygenales, Arthrodermataceae. The transcript is spliced from 3 exons. Gene Ontology annotation, biological process: mRNA splicing, via spliceosome. Bases 1 to 1602 code for a protein of 533 amino acids. Gene Ontology annotation, molecular function: protein binding; U4 snRNA binding; U6 snRNA binding.
AUGCAUCCCGCACGGCGCGCUUAUGUGGAGGAAGCGCAGGAGGAUACGGACAUGGGAGUAGACCUUGCGAAUAUUCCCGUGGACCAUGACUACGAGUUACCCUCAGCUACAGCAGGAAUAGCUCCUGAGAAAGCUUCCGCUAUAUUAUCUCAGUUCGAGCGAAAACGACGAGCUGCCGCUAUUGCCGUACCUACAGACGAUGGACGGGUAAAGGCCCGGUUGCGGGAAUUGGGCCACCCAAUUACCCUCUUUGGUGAAGACUCCACGGACAGACGUGACAGACUGCGAGAAAUACUAGCAGACUUGGAAGAACAACAGGCUGCGGCAGGUGAGGCUGGUGCACAAGAUGUUGGUAUGGGAGGCAUGGAAGCAGAGGAGGAGGAUCAAGACCAAGAAGAAGAAUUCUAUACCGAAGGCUCACAGGCGCUGCUCCAGGCGCGAAGAGAUAUUGCAAGAUACUCCAUACCCAGGGCUAAGGCGAGAAUAGAACGACAAAAGGCUGAAUCGACCAUACCUCUCCGAACGCAUGUUAAACACAGAAAAGCAAUAAGGGAGAAGCUUGCCAAUUUUGAGUUGUACGGUUCGCAGAUUGCGGGAGACAGACCCGUGAGCAUCACCAGGUUCUCCCCAAAUGGAGAUAUAUUGGCAGCAGGUAAUUGGAGCGGAGGUGUCAAACUACUUACGGUGCCAAAUUUGGAAGAAAAGGCCACCCUACGAGGCCAUACGGAUCGAAUUGGCGGUAUAUCAUGGUUCCCAGGGGCCACCCUGCCUGAAUCGAAUGUAUCCGAAUCGUCUUUGAACCUUGCCACAGGAGGUGCUGAAGGGAAUAUCAGGCUUUGGUCUCUUGAUAAAGAUACAUCUAUUGGAACACUUUCUGGACACUCUGACCGAGUAUGCCGUGUUGAAUUUCACCCGUCAGGGCAAUAUCUUGCCUCUGCUUCUUUUGAUACCACCUGGCGACUGUGGGAUGUACAAACGAACCAGGAGCUUCUCCUACAAGAAGGCCAUUCACGUGGAGUUUAUGCAUUAGGAUUCAACACGGAUGGCUCACUUCUAGCUAGCGGCGGUCUUGAUAGUAUCGGACGUAUUUGGGACCUACGUACCGGUCGAACCGUUAUGAUUCUAGAGGGCCAUAUCCGUGAAAUAUAUGCGUUGGAUUGGGGAAUAGAUGGACACCGUAUCCUGUCGGGGUCAGCGGAUGGUUGGGUCAAGUGCUGGGAUCUCCGGCAAGUUCGUGGUAGUGGAGGAGUAGGCGCACAUAAGAGCGUCGUGUCUGAUCUAAGAUGGUACAAGGGGAGUGACUCGGCUUCUCUCCUUCCAACUACCUUAGCACAGGACCAGAAUGGAGACGCGAUGGAUAUAACGCCUACUUCAACGAAGGAUCAACCCGAACAGCCUCCUCAGCCCAAGAAAUCAGGGACAUUCUUUGUUUCCAGUGGCUUUGACAAGAAUGUCAACAUUUUCAGUGCGGAUGAUUGGUCGCUGGUGAAAUCACUGCAGGGCCAUUCUGGAAAUGUCCUAAGCGUUGAUAUAAGUACCGAUGCAAAGUGGAUAGCAAGUUGCGGACACGAUCGAACUGUCAAGCUAUGGGGCAUCGAAUAA